GUUUUGAAAUCCUGGUGUUGGUGACACUGAAUGUCAUUGUUGUGAGCGUUCAUAAAACAAGAUCAUUUUUAUUAUUUUUACAUAUUAAAUAAUAAUAAAUUUUGAAAAUAACAUUGUGAAGAAGUAAAAUGCAGCCUAAACAGUCUGCUGAUAAUGAACAAGCUAAAUACACUUACCCUAUCCAAAUGACAAAUCCUUUUGAGAGGGAAAGCUGGUUAGUGGCUACUGAUCAUUGUUAUGCAAGACCAUGGAACUGGAAAUCCGAAUCGCCUUUUCUAAAACCAACAAAAAACUUGUUUAUGGACAAAAAUUACAAUUCAAAAUUUUUAUUUUCUAACGCUACAUCUUGUAAAGAUGAUAGUGAUAUUGACAUUGAACUUUUAAGCGAACCUACUGCUCCAACUUAUGAUAUGACUAAAGCUAUUAACUUAAUGGAAGAAUCUGAGAAACAUACUAGUUUAGUAAAAAGCAAUAGUGAUGACAAUUGGGAAGAGCAAGUUUCAAAAAUUAAUUGGACAUCUUCACAACAUAGAUUAUUUAAUGGUUUUGUGAAUAAUUUAAAUGGUUUAUAUUUAUCCAAAUUAGCACAAUUAGGAGUUAGUAAUGAACCAAUUCUACGUAGAACAGUAAUUGAUAAAGCUGUUCAAAAAACUAGGAGACUAUUUGCUGCAGUUUCUUAUGAUUCAAAGUUAUUGCAGUGGUUGCAUCAGUUAUUAUUAGACAGUUUAGAUCAGCAACAUAUUGCUUUAUAUUUAGAUAUUUUGCAGACAUUGAAAGCAAAAAUUCCUAAAUUUGUUGAAAUUAUGUUAACUAAUCAAAAUAUUAGUGCAAGAGCUGGAUGUUUAAGUAAUGACAGCUUAGUUUCUCUAUUGAAAAAGCCUUGGGACCCUGUUGCAAGUAGUCUUGUACAAGAUAAACCAAAAAAGCUUCCUGGCAAUCCAGUUUUAGUGUUGGUACCAUGUUCACCACAUGUUACUAAAAGGCAAAAAAGAUGGGUAUCAUUACUUUCACAUCUGGGCCAAGUUGUCACUGUGCCUACCAAUUUUAACUCUGGAAGUCACAGAAUGACAAUGACAAGUUGUAUAGAUCAGAUGUUUGCAUUGUCUAGAGGAAGAAUUCAAGAAGUAAGAGAAAGUUGCCCUAACAGAAACAUCAUUUUAGUUGGUGUAGGAGCAGGAGCAGCAUUAGCACUGCAGUUGGCUCAUGUAGAGAAUAUAUUUUGUGUGGUUAGUUUGGGGUUCUCACUUUUAACUGUAGAGGGAAGGAGGGGUGAACCAGAUGAUAGCAUACUAGAGUUACAGUGUCCUGUAUUAUUUGUCAUUGGACAAAGUUCUAGUACUUCAUUGCAAGAAGACAUGGAAGAUUUAAGAGAAAGAAUGAGAAUUGAAACAGGUUUUAUUGUAGUGGGAUCAGCUGAUAACAACUUAAUUGUAAGUCAGAAGAAAAAAAGAGAAGAAGGGAUAACUCAGAGUAUUGUUGAUAAAUGUAUCACAGAUGAAAUUGGUGAAUUUAUUAGUGGCCUAAUUUUAUCACCAUUUCCCCCACAAAUACGUCAAUCUCCCACUAAUAUAUCCACAGAAAUUGUAGCGAAAAAGAGCAAAGGAGAACGAAAACGUUAUAAUUCAACAGCCAGCUCAGUAGAAAGUGAGCCACCAUCGCCAAUGCCCAAAAUAACCCGACCCGUUGGGCGACCAGCUGGAAAGGCAAAAUCUCGGCUUGAUAGUAAAUGGGUAAUGCAAGAUGCUUCUAAUUUGAAACAACCCACUAAUAUAUCUCCAAUUACAACAUCAACAUUGAACUCCAAAGGAGAUAUUAAUACUUUUAUGCCUAUUUCAUCAGACACUGUCUCUGUUGGUGAAAAUAUUGCAUUUUCUAACACAUCUCCACAAAAGCCUGAUCAGCAGCCACCAGUUAAAAAAAUUAAGACUUUAAAACCAUUACUCUCCAGUGAUAUAGUUGACAAAUCUGGAUUGAAAGUGGGUUUAAAACAAGAUGCCAGUGGAAUUCCAUUUAAUAUAAACCGAACGACAGUAGUUUCAUCUAGUCAGUUGUCAACGCUCCUUCAAAGUGGCGUCAGUACAUACUCUUCAUCUGUACCACAAACUCGUAUAAAUCCUUCAUCUACAAUUAAAGUAUUAGAAAAUGUUCAGUUAUCAAAUCAAGCGACAGCAAAAUUAAUUUCUAGUCCUGGAGGUUGUCCGAUUGACUUAUCUAAGCUCAGUUUGACCACACAAAAAAAUAGUGGAGGUAACUUGGUACUUCUUCCAGAUGGGAAGAUAAAAAGUGUAAAUUCAGUCAGACCGAUGAACAUGAAAACUCAAAGUGGGAUGAUGUUAUCAGUGCCACAAGUAAAAGGUUCACAAAAAAUGAAUAAGUAUGUAAUUUCCAAAAGAUUACAGGGCACCAUGUCUUCAAGAACCGUCAAAAGAGACACUUUUGUAUCUUUGCCACAAACAGUUAAGACCACUUUGCCUCCCCCUACAAAUCUAUCGACGCAGGACAUCAUGGACUUGCCAAUUAUAUUUGCAGAUGAUAAUCAGAUAUUGGAUCCUAAUGUACCCAACGACUUGUCGACGAAUGAAGCGGCUAACCAGUCGGUAUCAAAAUUUAUGAAUCCUAUUUCGAAUAAGUACGUCAUUGUGACAAAACCGACCACUUCAGGCGUUAAGCGAUCCAAUCCUAUGUCGGCAGCGUCAAGGCCACCACUGAAAUACACAAAAAUAAUUUUGUCAAAGAAACCUGGAACCUUGUCUGUGGAUAGAUUGCCUAGUGACGUCUCCAAUAUGAACGCUACAUUAGAUUCUAGCGACAUCGAAAGCGAAGAAUUACAUGCUCAAACUAAGUCGUCGUUAGAUACUAUUUCUGCCAUUAAUGCAGAUAAAAGCGAAGUUCAAUUAGAUGAUGAUCCAGAUUAUGUACCACCAAAGAGUUUGAAAUAUUAACUUUAAACUGUAUUUAUAUGUUCUAUGUUCUUUUGAAGACAUUUUUUGUACCAGUUUUACCAAUUAUUCUAAAUAAUAUGGCCAUUUAAUGUUAAAUGUAUAAUAUAUAAAAUUCGAAUAUUA
This is a messenger RNA of Sitophilus oryzae (rice weevil), 3065 nucleotides long. RefSeq names its product KAT8 regulatory NSL complex subunit 3 (gene Rcd1). Gene Ontology annotation, cellular component: NSL complex. The record is from RefSeq and is a predicted model, not a curated record. The coding region runs from base 129 to 2942 and encodes 937 amino acids. The transcript has 2 exons. NCBI's taxonomy places the organism in Eukaryota, Metazoa, Arthropoda, Insecta, Coleoptera, Curculionidae. Gene Ontology annotation, biological process: positive regulation of transcription by RNA polymerase II.